Molecule: messenger RNA, 4951 nt
Organism: Dicentrarchus labrax (European seabass)
Lineage: Eukaryota; Metazoa; Chordata; Actinopteri; Moronidae
Product: filamin-A-interacting protein 1
Exons: 9
Coding region: 292-3819 (1175 amino acids)
Source: RefSeq, a predicted model, not a curated record
UGUUAGAGUCUCAGUGAGUCAGUGGAGCUGCUCGCACACAGACGGAGAGCGGGGGGGUAAAUAUAGAGCAGGAACGUCUCCAGGAGCUGAUUUCAUUCUCCGGCUCCGAGAGCAGCGACAGGAAACAGGAGGCGGUGCAGGAGGAACUGGACCUCACUGAUGUUCUGAGGGACCGGACUCGGGACUGAACAGCUGAGAGCAGAUUUACCUUCCAGGCAGCUCUUGGUACGAGGUCAUUUCAGUACGUGAUGAAAAGCAUCUUGCAGGAGCUGAAACUUUGAUAGGUAAAAGAUGCGAUCCAGGAACUGCACCGUGGAGGGUCCAGAUGACGGACACGUCCAGCCCACUAAAGCUUUCAUAAAGCAGGAAGACGAGAACACGCCGGAGCUCUCAAAAAGGAAGAUGAAAGUGCAACGAGAGGAGAAGGACGGGAGGACGGCAGUGUCUGGAACCACAAAGAAAACUCAGAAACCUGCAGCAGGAAGCAGGAAGGCAGGUCUGCCGGAUCUGUCGAAGAAAGACCUGCUUCAACUGCUGGGUGUCAUGGAAGGAGAAAUUCAGGCCAGAGAGGACAUCAUCGGCCUGCUGAAGUCGGACAGAACCAGACCCGAGACUCUGGAGGCUCACUACGGCUCCUCUGUGCCCAGCAGACCUCUGCAGGCCCUACAGAGAGACGCUCUGCUCACCCGCAGCAGCAACAGCACCGAGGACGUGUACGAGAAACCAAUGGCCGAGUUGGACCGGCUGGAGGACAAACAGAAGGAGACGUACAGACGGAUGCUGGAGCAGCUGCUGCUGGCGGAGAAAUGUCACCGACGCACCGUCAUGGACCUUGACAACGAGAAACACAAACACACCGACUUCAUGAACAAGAGCGACGAGUUCACCAACCUGCUGGAGCAGGAGAGAGAGAGACUCAAAAGGUUGUUGGAGCAGGAAAAGGCGUACCAGGCUCGUAAGGACAAGGACCACAGCAGGAGGCUGGAGAAGGUCAGAGCGGAGCUGGUUAGGCUCAAGUCCUUUGCCCUGAUGUUGGUAGACGAGCGACAGCUGCACAUCGAGCAGAUCGACCAACAGAGCCAGAAGGUCCAGGACCUGACUCAGAAGCUGCAGGAGAAAGAGCAACGUUUGGUGGCGGUCACUGACACCGUUAAGGAGGACGGCCAGAAAGUCCUCAAGCUAGAGGCUGAGCUGGAGCAUAGAGCAGCCAAGUUUGCACAGGAACACGAGGAGAUGACCGCCAAACUGGCCAACGAGGAGUCCCAAAGCCGCCAGCUUAGACUGAAGCUGGCUGGAUUGGCGCACAAAAUUGAAGAGCUGGAGGAGAGCAACCAGGUGCUGCAUAAAUCAGAGGAGGACCUGCAGGAGCUGAGGGAGAAGAUCAGCAAAGGGGAGUGCGGGAAUUCAUCUCUCAUGACUGAGCUGGAGAAUCUGCGGAAGAGAGUGCUGGAGAUGGAGGGCAAGGAUGAGGAGAUCAUCAAAACAGAGACUCAGUGCCGGGAGCUGAAGAAAAAGCUCCAGGAUGAAGAGAACCACAGCAAGGAGCUGCGGUUGGAGGUGGACAAACUGCAGAAGAGAAUGGUUGAGCUGGAAAAACUGGAAGGCGCUUUUAACAGGAGCAAAACUGAGUGCUCUCAGCUUCAUACAAACCUUGAAAAAGAGAAACGUGUCGUGAAAGAUCUGGCUGGUGAGCUUGAGACAGUGAAAACCCGGUUGAAAGAACUAGAGAGCUCAGAGUCAAAGUUUGAAAAGGCAGAAAUGGUCCUCAAAGACGAUCUUAUGAAGUUGAAGUCCUUUACGGUUAUACUGGUAGAUGAGAGGAAAAACAUGGCGGAGAGACUUAAACAGGAGGAACAGAAAAGUGAUGACUUAAGUAAGAUGUUCAAAGCAGAGCAGGGCAAGGUUACGGAAGUCACAGAGAAGCUGAUUGAGGAGAGCAAAAAACUUCUCAAAUUUAAAUCUGAAAUGGAGGUCAAAGUGACGACUGUCGUCAAAGAGAAAGAUGAGUUAAAAACUAAACUUGCAAGUGAAGAGGAAAAGUGUAGGGAGCUGAAUACCAAACUAAGUGGUAUGAAAAUAAAAAUGGACAGACUUGAGGAGUCAGAGAAGGAAAUGCAGAGAAAGUGGGCCAACAGGGACAAUCACAGAAAUCCAGACGACGACAACAAAAUAAAAGAGCUCACGCUGGAAAUUGAAAGACUUAAAAGCAGACUCAAACAACUUGAGGUGGUAGAAGGAGAUUUGAUGAAAACAGAGGAUGAGUACGAUCUACUGGAGAAGAAAUACAGAACGGAGCAGGACAAAGCAAAUGCCCUUUCUAAGCUGCUGGAAGAAAUGAAAAGCCAGAUCGCAAGAAACAAAGCGAUAGAGAAAGGCGAGGUCAUGAGUCCAGAGGCGGAGCUCAGAGUCCGCUGCAAGAUGGAGGAGGCUAAAACCAGAGAGCUGCAGGUGGACGUCCAGGCCCUGAAGGAGAAAAUCCAUGAACUGAUGAACAAGGAGGACCAACUCUCCCAGCUGCAGGUGGAUUAUUCUGUCCUCCAGCAGAGGUUCAUGGAAGAGGAGGAGAAGAAGAAGAGCAUGAGCCAUGAAGUGGCCAACCUCACCAAGGAGCUGGAAGCCACCAAGCGCUACAGUCGCGCCUUGAGGCCGAGUAUGAAUGGUAGGAGGAUGGCCAAUGUUGUUGUUACCUCCACUGCAGUGCAGACAGAUGUGAUGGCCAGUGAGCCUGCUGAGGAAGAGACUGCGGCCGGCUUCAUCCGGAAAUCAGUCCUUGAGGAAAACCACUUAAUGAGCAACCUCAGACAACGGGGUCUGAAAAAGCCAACAGUUCUUGAACGAUACCCUCCGGCAUCAGCAGAACUCGGGGCAGGAAAAUCCUGGAUACCGUGGAUGAAAAAGAAGGAGGCCAUCACUCUUACACAGACCACUCCCGAGAAGACAAACGGGGCGUCCUUGCUACAUCCGCCUGAGAUGACCAUGUCCCAAAAGCCAGGACAGCCACUGCGCAUCCGAGUGACCCCAGAUCACGAGAACAGCACUGCCACCUUGGAGAUCACCAGCCCUCGAGCUGAGGAUUUCUUCUCCAGCACCACCAUCAUCCCGACUCUCGGCCUUCAGAAACCUCGCAUCACAAUCGUGCCCAAGCCCACAACCGUGAACUCAAAGAGCAAUGCCCAGGAACUGAUGGGAGGUCUUGAUCGCACCAAAUCUCCGGUCACGAUAACCACCAUCUCCAGAGCCAAGAGUCCAGACAAGACCAACGGCUCCGACAGCCUUCAGUCACCGGUGUCCAUCAUCACAGUCAGUACCACUCCUGUGGCUGAAGCAUGUGCGUCACCUGAACCUCACAACGUCACCACGGGCCGCACAGUGAUCAAGGUGACCCCAGAGAAGCAACCUGUGCCAGCUCCUUACAGGAAAUUUAACGGCAAAAGCAACAUCAUCACAACAGAAGACAACAAGAUCCACAUCCACUUGGGUCCACAGUUCAAGAGGCCCUCGGAGGGCUGUAGUAGUCCAGUGCUGACCCUCGGUCUGAGCUCAGAAAGCAGCAAGGAAAUGCAAACAGGAACGGUGCUCCGGUCCCCACGCCAAUCUUCAGUGGGCAAGACGACUCAGAGCAAAAUGACAAGCAGCAUAACAAUCACACCCAUCACCUCGGCAUCCUCCAGGCCGACACAGUCAGUGUUGCUUCUGAAAUGUUUCAAAAUGAAAUCAGGUGGUGUGUGCUGCCUAGAUAGCACUCUCUCCAGCCCAGUUCGGAUGUGCAGUCAGCUCGCAGCGCAGCCACACGGAUCCCUGUGUCAAAAGGUCUGGUGAUGGAUGUUGCCUCAGCUAACACUCGACUCUGAGCGGAGAUCUGAAGGUUUCUGAAGACGGACAGAAGCUCCAGGACAAACAGAGAAGCACCGGUUCACCUUUUCACUACAGCAACGUUAUAGUUCCUCUUAUAUGUUGUUGACGUGAUGCAAACAGAGCUGCAGUUAGAAAAGAAGAGAUUUGUACAGAUAAAAUGCAGUUUGGAAUUUGCAUAGAAACAUGAUGUCCUUUAGGGUCCUUUAGGGUCCUUUCGGGUCCUUUAGGGUCGUUCCAGUGGAGAAAACCACAUCAGCCUAUACACAUAAGAAAAAAGAGUUUGGAGCUGUUGCACCAUAAAUAUGUCCCAACUCUUUGUGCUCUGCUGCAGUUUAUUUCUUCCACCGCUCCCCUCAGACAGCCUGAGUCAGCCACUGAGGGAUUCUGGGAGUCUGAGGCUGAGGCUGGGGGUUAGCUGAGGUAGUGGACUUCUCUUUUACUAAACAGCACUGUGGUUAGUUAGCGUACUGAGAGAGGAGAGGACUGUUUAAAGGAAAGUCACACUGCAAGAUACCAGAAUCAAUGAAUUCAUUUAGCUUACAAGUUAAUAAAUAAUAAGUCAUAAUUAUAUUUCAUCUGUUCUAUAAAGAAAUAAUCUGACUGCGUUCCCUUUAACCUGGCAGUGAGAACAUAUAAUAAUAAUAAUUAAUAUGAUCUUCUGGUGUGGAAGCAUUACACUCUGAGUCUGUGUGUGUUUAGAUUUGGUCGUAGACGGUUUGUCACACGGUGGAAAUUUAGUUUUACGUUGGAUUCAAAAUCUUCUUUUUAAAGUUGCUGAAUUACUGAAGUGUCUGAAAGUAGGCCGGUUGAAUCGUUGAGUGAGUGUUGGUUUAAAGUUUAUCUGAUGGUAUAAACGUAAGAACACAUUAAUUGUGUUUCUGUUUGGUUUUCUUUAGAAAAUCUCACUAUUAAAAAAACACUUAUAGGUGGUUUUAAAUACACAGGACACACGUUGUUUUACGUCUGUGUGAUUAUUCUCUGACUAUCGGGACGCUUUAAUUACUCACACAUGAUAAUAAUAUAAUACACAAUGAACUGAUGUACUUUGAACUGUCCAACAGUGGAUUUAUGUGAUUAAAAAUAAACUUAUCAACAG